UUUCUUCUCCACUUUUUUGGACAUAUCACUUAUCUAUCUAGACUUGUUAUCUAUAUAAACCUCCAACCCCCACUUUCAUUGCUAUGAAAUGAAACUAAUGUUGAUGGCCAAAAUAUAGAUAGAUGAGGAGAUUUAGGGAUUGAGAUUGCCUUUAGGGUGUAAUUCGGUAUUUGGGAUUUAGAUAUUUGGUAUUGGAAUACCGAUACCGUACCGAUUUUCACUCCUACUUCUAAACACCCAAAUUUAGCUUCCUCUUUCACUUUUUUACUGCAACCCACCCCUCUCAAUUUAGCUCACUUUCUUUUUCAAUAUCUUUCGCAUAAAUCGUACUUAUGUGCAUUCCAAUAUAUUUUGUUCACAUUAUUUUUGUUAUAAUUUUGUUAAAAUAAUUAUGAGACAAAAACAUUUCUGUCAAAAAUAGCCAUUAAUGCAAGACUAGUUUAAAUCACGGUUAUUAUAUAGGUCUAAUUGUUUUUAAGUAUAACAUAUACAAAUGAUUAAGAUGAAAUAACAAGAUAAAGCUGAUGAGGUAAUACUUGAAAAUAAUCAAGAUCAAACACACAAGAUGUCAUUAACAGAAUUGAGGUCGAUAGUAAUACUUUUCAUUCGAGAAUCGCCAUCCCAAAGCCUCACGCCUUUUUGGUUACCACAAAUAGCUUCAUCUUUCGAUAUCGAAACCCAAAUAUUGCACAAGUACUUUCGUUAUUCAGCUUGCCAAUUGACUCCCCUCUCGUUUGACAUUUUUGUUUUGCAAAGAUUUUUUAUUAAUUUGAGAGAAUUUCGGGAAUGCAUACAAGAGAGAACAACUUAAUAUACAGAAAAAAGUUUAUAGUUGUUCAAAUGUGAUUUUUUAUAGGCGUUAGAGUGUGUCCAUUUUUUUGUCUGCAUUAUACCCUAAAUUCAACAGAUAAAUAAAUAAAAAACCUCAAAAAGAGCAGUGAGGAAAGGCCGAGGCAUGUGGUCUGGGGGCGCCUCCCUGCCGCACGUGUGCGCUGCACAGCCAGGCUGCUCACCUCGCUCUCUCGUCUUUGUUAUUCCUCUUCCUUCCAAACCAAAUAUGGUCAUAAACCCGUGUCCCCUUCUCAUUUUUGCCCGACCCUUGGUCUAUUCUUCUCAAAUUUGAGAGGGAUAUUUUUGUUGGAUUGGACUUUGGAGGAGAAAUUUUCUUCCAUUGUUUCAAAUACCCAUAUAUGCACUAUAAAUAAAUUGGAGUUGGUCUAGGUAAUAUGAGAGUGAAUGCAUAUCAACUAUGAAGGCAAAGCUCAAAUUUGGUCUUGUUUGUUGCCCAAAACCAAAAAGCCCACAAGUCGUUGGAGUAGUAGUAGUCAGUCAACAAAAUACCAAAAUAUGAAAACGUAUGGCGAUUUGUGUCGUCAUUGGUCUUCUGCGAAAUAGGAUUCUUCUUCUCUCCUCUUCUUUAUUGAUUAGCCAUCACUCACUCAACUCAACUUCCCCACUUUUUUCUCCCUUUUUUGUUUUUCCAAAUCUUUUGUGAGUAUCCAAAAUUCCAAAAUGACAAAUGUACACCACUACUACACGGCUACCUACUCUUCAACUCCCAACCUUUUUUUUUUCUUUCAAUACUGAAUGAUGCAACUUGCAAUAAUAAAUCGUACUAUACGUCCAAAAACCAAAUAAUAAAUUCGUACUAGGAAAUGCAACAGAGAGAGAGAGAGAAUAAUGCCAUAAUUGCAAAUAAACAAAUGGGAAAAUUCAAUAGAAAUUGUGGAAGCAGAAUUUUUUUUCUUGGUUGUUUGUUUGUUUGUCUCUUGUCUUGGCCCAGUAUGAAUUUUCCUUCUUCUCUUACUUACUGCUAAGCAGGCCACAGCAGAAACCACAGCUGAAGUUGAGUGCAGUGGAGAGUGUGGUGACUGUCAGUAGGGAGUAUAAGGAAAAUUUUGAGAAAUACCCAAUUUUUCCCAUAUUCAUAUGAUGAGUGAUUGUUUUUCUUCAUUAAAUUCCUAGCUAGGUUUGCCUUUUCUUGUCCAUUUUCUGAGCCUGCCCACAUGGAAAACAAGUCACAAAUGGAAACUGAUGCCAUUCAACAAAAGAAGCAGGAAAAAAGGUCAAAGAUAACUGAUGGCCAAAGCCAUUGGUACCGUAUCAAGUCUCUUGAAUAUUCAUCUGAUUGUACAAGUAUCAAUAUUCAAUCAGCUUCAUAUUCUAAUAGGGGUCAAGGACUAACGAUGUUGGACCAUACUUUUAUGAAUCAACAAUUGUAUCGAUUUAACAUACGCAUCUAGAAAUGAGUUAUUGUUACGAACACAAAGACCAAUACCACAAGGGUUGUCAUAAACGCACCAUUUGAGAACAAAUGGUAAUUGAUACAAAAAAAUGUGAAAAGUUGUAGAUACAAAGUAUUUUGAUUUUACAGGAAAUGAAGUUUCGAGGACGAAACAAGUAUUAUGAGAGACCUGUGAAAUAAGAGCGGGUUUCAGAUCAACCGUUCUUGACAAAUUAUCCAUUCCUAAAUUUUAUGAUUGAAAAUUUUUAAUAGAUUCAUGGUCCAAAAUAAUCCCUAUGAUCAAUCAGUUAGUUGGAAUAUAAGUUUAUGAGGAUUUGAAAGUUAGUUCCUUUAAAAAAAAAAGUCGGUUCCUUUUAUCAAAUCAAGGGUAAUACCUAUCCAAAGUUAUCGUUCAAACGUGAAAUCAAUAAGGUAGAUUUAUUUUUACAGUAAGAUAGAAAUUUAAGGUGAAAGAGAAUCUGUAGCCAAGAAACUGUUGUCAAAUUAAUGGGGGGUAAAAAGGGGGAGAAAACAGACAAACAAAAACUGAAAAACCCCUCUUUUCCCCACACAAACAAAGAGCCCCCCAACAACAAGGAAGGAAAAAGUUAUUCAAAAUUAAAGGGAAAGGAAGAAGAAAAAAAAACAUAAAGGCCAAUGAACAUGAAAAGGAUGCCAAAACUAGAAUCCUUUCUCAUUCAUUAUUAUUAAUAUGGCGCGUGAACCUCACUUCCCCAAUCAGCAACGAGUGACAGCCGGAUGUCAGUGCUGAAUCUGCUGAUUUCGUACGGCGGACUGCGGUGGUGUUAUUUCCUUGUAGCAGUUUCAAUCAACACAUAGCCCUUUUAUCUCCUCCUCACGCGCACACUGCACCCGCGUUGCUGGCACGUAGCCUCCUCCCUUUCCUUAUUCCCUUCUCUAGUUCUCCUUGAACUACAUACUAUUCUCUCCCUCUCCCAAUUUGUCUCCUCCCUUUCUCUCUCUACCACAGUUUCCGCUUUUCUCUCUCCUUCUUUGAAAUUCCCAUUACCCCGUUCCCCCCUGCCCUUCCAAAGCUCUCAACUUUUAGGGUCGCCGGCCAUGGACACCCGCCGGGAGAUCAAGACCCGGCAGCCCCCGCCGGCGCCCUUCCCCAAUUAGAAUGCAAACCGACGGAAACACUCAAAGGAGGAGAACAGAAUAAUAAAUAAUAAAAAAAACGGUCCAAAGUUCGCACCUUUAAACCGGAACAAAAACCCUCCCCCAAUUCUCAUAAUAAAGCUCCCCACUUUUCUCACAAUGGCAGCCACCAGCAACAGCGGCGCGGCCGCAGCGACACCCAACAACGCGGCGGAGGAGACGACGGCGAAGGCGGCGCACAAGAGGUACGAAGGGCUGAUGAUGGUGAGGAACAAGGCGGUAAAGGGGAAAGGGGCUUGGUAUUGGGCUCACCUGGAGCCCAUGUUGGUUCACAACGCCGACACCGGACUCCCUAAAGCCGUCAAGCUCCGGUGUUCCCUCUGCGACGCCGUCUUCUCCGCCUCCAACCCUUCCCGCACCGCCUCCGAGCACCUCAAGCGCGGCACCUGCCCCAAUUUCAACUCCUCCCUUCCCAAACCCAUCUCCUCUGUCUCCCCCACCGCCGCUCUGCCGUCCCCUGGCGGCGGUGCAGCCACCAGCCGGAAGCGCUCGGCUCCUUCUGCUCAACAAAGCCCCAAUCUUCCCCCUUCCCCUGCCUCCACCGCGGCCACGUCGUACCAGCUCAGCCCCAGCCCGCUAACCGUCGUGGAUCCGUCCAGGUUCACCGGCGAAUCCGCCGUCAUGCCACAUCAUCAUCAUCAACAACACCACCAGCAGCCGCAUUUGAUGCUGUCCGGCGGAAAAGACGAUUUGGGUCCGCUUGCAAUGUUGGAAGACAGCGUGAAGAAGCUGAAGAGUCCCAAGACUUCUCCAGGUCCAGCUCUGAGCAAAACCCAAAUCGACUCCGCCGUCGAACAUUUGGCCGAUUGGGUGUACGAAUCGUGCGGCGCCGUUUCGUUCUCCAGCCUGGAGCACCCAAAGUUCCGAGCUUUUCUGCACCAGGUCGGGCUCCCGGCGGUCUCCAGGCGCGAUUUCGCCGGUGGGAGGCUGGACAUCAAGUACGAGGAAGCCAGAGCAGAGUCCGAGGCUAGGAUUCGAGAAGCGAUGUUCUUCCAGAUUGCCUCCGACGGCUGGAAGAGGAAAUCGAACUGUAACGCCUCUUCGGUGGACCCCAAUUUGGUCAAUUUGACCGUCAAUUUGCCCAACGGAACGAGUCUCUACCGCCGCGCCGUGUUUGUUACAGGCUCGUCGCCGUCAAGCUACGCAGAGGAUGUUCUGUGGGAGACAGUGAGAGGAAUCUGCGGGAAUGUCGGUCAACAGUGCGCUGGAAUUGUGGCGGACAGAUUCAAGACGAAAGCAUUGAGGAGUCUGGAGAAUCAGCAUCACUGGAUGGUCAAUCUAAGCUGCCAGCUUCAAGGGUUUACGAGCUUGAUCAAGCAUUUCACCAGAGAGCUUCCCCUGUUCAAAUUGGUCGCGGAGAAUUGCGUAAAGGUAGCAACUUUCGUCAACAGUCAACACCAAAUCAGGACCACCUUCCACAAGUACCAACUGCAGGAGUAUGGCUAUUCAGGAUUGCUCAGAGUUCCCUUGCCUGGGUCUAAACAGAUCGAUUUCGCCUCUGUUUUCUCGAUGCUCGAUGAUAUACUCUGUUCCUCCAGGGCAUUGCAGUUAGUCCUUUUGGACGAAUGUUACAAAUUGGUGUUAUCCAUGGAGGAGCCGGAAGCUAGAGAAGUGGCCGAAUUGAUUGGAGAUGUCGGUUUUUGGAACGAAUUAGAGGCGGUCCAUUCUUUGAUCAAGCUGAUCAAAGACAUGGCUAGUGAGAUUGAGGCAGAGAGGCCACUAGUUGGACAAUGCUUGCCGCUGUGGGAAGAGCUGAGGGCCAAAGUGAAGCAAUGGUGUGACAAAUUCAGCAUUUCUGAGGUGGAACCGGUAGAGAAAGUGAUCGAGAACCGGUUCAGGAAGAAUUACCACCCAGCCUGGGCGGCUGCAUACAUACUCGAUCCUCUCUACUUGCUAAGGGACUCGAGCGGGAAGUACCUUCCGCCGUUCAAGUACUUGACGCCCGAGCAGGAGAAGGACGUCGACAAGCUCAUAACCCGGCUCGUCUCGAGGGAGGAAGCUCACAUUGCAUUGAUGGAGUUGAUGAAGUGGAGGACCGAAGGGCUCGACCCGGUUUAUGCACGAGCAGUUCAAAUGAAGGAUCGCGAUCCGGUUAGUGGGAAGAUGAGGCUUGCUAACCCUCAAAGCAGUAGGCUUGUUUGGGAGACUUAUUUGACUGAGUUCAAGUCGUUAGGGAAAGUUGCGGUUAGGCUGAUUUUCCUUCAUGCCACGGCUUGUGGGUUUAAGUGCAAUUGGUCAUUGUUGAGAUGGAUUUGUUGUAGUAGUCAUAAUGGUGGUGGUAGCCAUGGCAGUCAGUCAAGAGCAGCAAUGGAGAAGGCAGAGAAGCUGGUGUUCGUUGCAGCUCAUUCCAAGUUAGAAAGGCGCGAUUUUUCUGCCGAUGAAGAUAAAGAUGCAGAGCUUUUUGCCAUGGGGAGUGCAGAGGAUGAUGUGCUGAAUGAUGUUCUUGUUGAUACUUCCUCAGUGUAACCAUUCUACCCUUUCCCCCCUCUUUUCUUUUGAGUUCUUUAAAUUAUUAGGAUUUAUUGGAUUCUUUCACUUUUGAUUAUUUCAUUCUGGUAUUACUUCUCUGCUUUAGGAGGAAAGGAAGUAAGAAGAGAAAGGGGAAUUUUCUCACUUUGAGUUAUCAUUCCCCAUUCCUUCCUUCUUAAGAUGGAAAUUUUUUGGAGUCUCUUUGAGUUUGCAGCCAAAAAAAAAAAAAAAAAAGAAGAAGAAGACUUCAUUAGAUUUAUAUAUGUAUUUCUAUGUAAAGAUAGCAUCAAUUGAUGUAUGGACCAUUUAUCUAUGAUAUUCAUGCGAUGAUUUAAAUUGAAUUCUUGUCUUGCCGAAGUCCAGUUAUAUAUGUGUCGAAAAGGUUGUAAGCGUUACGAUGAGUUUACAACAUUGAACGACACGACUUUGUGAUAUUAUUAAUGCAUUUUAAUCAUUUAGAUUUAAAACUUAAAACCGUAAUACAAACCAUCCAACGAUGUUAAUUCGAGUUGAUAUAUACAUUUUCAAUAUGAUAGCGAGAUGCGAAGUCUCUAUUAAAAGAGAGAACAAGCUAUAGAUGAAGAUGAAUCUGAAUACAGCCAAUUCCUUGACAUGGAAACUUGUGGGAAUUCCAGAGGGCUUUCUUCUUUCUGUUCUUUUCCCCUCUGCAUUUUUUGCAAGUUCUUAACUAUGUUGCAGAUCUUCCAGGCUAAACCCAAAAGUCAGUCUGCUUUAUUUUGGAUCCUUUCUGUCCUUGAGAAUGUGACAGUAUUCCUAUUCACUUUGACAUUCCAUUCCAAUUUAGUGCAAUUCUCAAUCAGGUAGGAUAAGUGUUGUUUUCAAGUGGAUCUCCUCAACUUCCCUGCUUUCAUUUUCUUAUAUUGAGUUCCUUGAACCAUAAGCAUCAAUCUACCCACCAGCUGCCUUUUCCAUAACUAUCAUUACCAUAUCAUAUCCCCAAUGUGAAUUCCAUGCUUGAUUUCCCCUCCAUUUGUUUAAGAAAGAAGGGGUUUUCAUGAUGUUAGUUCAAGGCAGGAGAACAUAGUUCUAGUGCGGCUCCACGGCUUGGACUGGGAAUGCAUCAGAUGUCUGUUCUCUCCCCUUUUUCAUUUUCAGUAACAUUAGUUAAUUUGGUUACUAGUUACUGUGUUACUGUUGUUAGUUUACCGGAACGAUAAUUGUCAAGUUUCUUUUAGAUAAACUCCUUUAAUCGAUUGUCAUUUGCUAGACAAGAAAGCGUCACAUAUGUGCAGUGCUCAAAGUGUCAACCCUCUGUGCAAAUCAGACUAGGGUUCUUGGGGUCCAAAUUGGGCUUAUAAUCAUUUGUCUUUUUGAAAUUUUUGUAUCGAAAACAAAUGAAGAUGAAUCAUUAACCGUAGAUUAGUGGUUUGUAGAAUACAAAUCAAAACCCAUGAUUAAAGGUGGGAAUAUGAGUUUGAAAUGGUUGUUACACAGAGGGAAAUCAUUUCCCUUUAAUGAGCAAUCUGAUCUUAGUUCAACGGAGGUCAAAUUUUGCCCAAUUGUGUUUCUGUGGGUCAAAACAAAAGAACCUUGGUGAGAGGACCAGUAGACAGUAGUACACUGUUCUUCUGUCAUGUUGUUGAUGUAGGUGGAAGGAAGGAAGGAAGAGGGCACUUGUCUUUGUAUGAAUCUUUGUGUUUUUGUCGACCUCAAUCUCUACAAAUCUGUAUCUCUCUUUCCUUUUUCUCUUUUCAAAUUUGGUUUGGAGGGAUUGGGAAGGUGGAGACCCACCCAUGGCAGAAGUGGAAGUCAAUUUCUUGCAAAGUUCUUUGUUAUCAUGGUGGGGGUAGAAAGAAAGAAAGAAAGAAAAGAAAAGAAAAGAAAAGAAAAGAAAAGAAAGGACAAUUAGCUAGCUAGCUAGCUAUUGUGUUUUUCUCAAUGAGAAGUAUAUGUUCGACCUUUGUAUGAUACGUUGAAAAGCUAAUGGUAUAAGACAUUGAGGUAUUAUUGUUUGUUUGUGAGAUUUGAGUUAUGGAUUUACGUUUUAAUCCUAAUUAUUAUGGACUUAACAUAAAUUUAUUGUUUGAUGAGACAUACAAAAUUUGUGGGAUCCACGGAUUUGAACAUUUUUUUAGAUCCGAAUCCGUCCACGGAUUUGCAAAUCCCACAUUUCCUUUGGGAUUUGAUUACGAAAGGCAAAAAUUUGAGACCCUUAAUGUAAAAACAUUUAAAUCCAUAAUAAAAUAUCAACUAAACAAAAAAAUGAGUUCUCAAACUUAUAAUUUGAUAAUGGCAAUUCAAAAAUUCUUAUCAAAAUAAUGGAUUGUGAAAAAAUGCGUAUGAAAUGACAAUGUGCCAACCCAUAACUUAUUAUUUUUUUAUUACCCAGGAACCUCAGCUCCACGUGCACUUUGUAAAAGCGAGCACACUAAACCUGGGGGCCAUCUGCAAUCAAUUUCGACGCCAACGGGCCUCACUUGAAUCGAUUCCAGUCGCAACAUUUUUACCAUUAGGCUAUCUUACUUUUCGGUGAAGUGUUUCUUUAAAAUUUCUUGGUUUUGUUAUCCCUAUCUAAUCCAUCAUUUUCUUCGUGGGUGGUAAGUGGUAACGUCUCUUUUAAACAUUCCAACAAAGCCUCAAGUGACGUUUCAUGCAGAGGAAGAUUGGGUAAAUUUCUCCUCUACUUCCACCCUUAUUGAUCGCCAUUAUUGCAACAAAGGUUGUUUCUCGAGGACCCAAUAAACAAAAGUGAAGGUU
Messenger RNA from Linum trigynum, 8590 nucleotides. The record is from the annotation of a GenBank genome assembly. NCBI's taxonomy places the organism in Eukaryota, Viridiplantae, Streptophyta, Magnoliopsida, Malpighiales, Linaceae.